This is a messenger RNA of Octopus bimaculoides (California two-spot octopus), 1002 nucleotides long. RefSeq lists its product as uncharacterized. Gene Ontology annotation, cellular component: nucleus. The record is from RefSeq and is a predicted model, not a curated record. Gene Ontology annotation, molecular function: RNA polymerase II-specific DNA-binding transcription factor binding. Lineage: Eukaryota; Metazoa; Mollusca; Cephalopoda; Octopoda; Octopodidae. Gene Ontology annotation, biological process: positive regulation of transcription by RNA polymerase II; negative regulation of transcription by RNA polymerase II; heart development.
UCAGGACUACCCGGGGAUGAAAACAUCGACAAGGAAUUGGAAGAUGAACUUGAUAGAAAAAACCUUGAAGAUAUUAAAGAAGAAGUGCUUCCAACACCCGCUCAAAUUUCUAACCAUGAAGACAUGGAAAGCAACUUCCAAGAGGAAGAAGAAUCCUGUGCAUCCUCACCCCAACAAAAUUCAUUUUCGCCGACGUUUAAAGAACCAUUGUGCGAAAAUGUUCAAAUAAAGACUGAACAAACUUGUAACAAUUCUUGCUAUGGACUAUCUUCCAAAGAGGAGCCUUCUGCCUUGUCCUCGCCACCACCUCCAUCGUCGACAUCGCUGACAGCUUUAUCAUCGACGUCAGCGAUUUCAACUUCAUCGACAUCGUCAUCAUCAUCACCACCAUCAUCAUCGUCAUCCUCAUCAUCAGUACUAUUGUCAUCAUCGGUGUCUGUCACUUCUCCAAAGUGUGAAAUCCUUCGACUUGUUAAAGGUGCGGGAGAUGAUUUACAAGUGUGUUGCACCAUUCCAUUACCUAAGAACAGUUGUUUGGGACCAUUCUGUGGAGACAUAGCUAGCAAUGAAGAAUCUUGUGAUACAUUGCUUGAGUUUACUGAACACAGUGGAAAAACUGUGUGUGUAAGAUUAUUAGAAGAAUCUGCAUCUUGGUUAAAAUUAUUAUCAAAACCUGUCGAUAUGCCCAAGAACUGUAUUGUGUUUUAUGAAGCCGGUCGUAUUUGGUGCAAACUAAUUGUAGAUUUAAUAUCUGAAUCUGCUCUUGUUGGCUCAUUCACAUUCCUAUCCAGUAAAAGCCAAUCUCCGAAGAUUUAUCCAACUGGAGACAAAGAGAAAGCUUCUCCAACGACACCAAUUUCAAAUCUCCCUGCAGUUACUGGUGCUGCAGCGAUCAAGAAGGAAGAAACUGACUGUUCCAAGCAUGCCAUCAGUCUACCAGGUUCCAAUACAGAGAUACCGGUUUUCUCCGGUAAGUCGGUGUUUUAAUUAUCUUUCUCAUUU